AUGGAGCAAGAAAGCGAAAAGGAGCAAGAGUUAGAAGGCAACAUUAGUAACUAUCAGAUUCAACGGGAGAUUGAAAGCUACGAGAAAGAAUUAGAAAUUGCAAAAGAACAGAAAGAUCAAGAUCAAGAGACAAGGGCAUACCUUGGGUUAGGACAUGUUUAUAAAUUGAACAAUCAGUUUCAAACGGCAAUUAAACACUAUGAGCAAGCCUUGGAAAUUGCAAAAGAACGAAAAGAUCAAGAUCAAGAGGCGACAGCAUGCCUUAACUUAGGGGCUGUUCACAGAUUGAACAAUCAGUUUCAAACGGCAAUUAAAUACUAUAAGCAAGCCUUGGAAAUUCAAAAAAAACAAAAAGAUCAAGAGACAAUGGCAUACUUUGGCUUAGAAGUGCUUACAGAUUGACGAAUCAGUUUCAAAAGGCAAUUGAAUACUAUGAGCAAGCCUUGGAAAUUGCAAAAGAACGAAAACAUGAAGAUCAGGAGACAACGGCGUACCUUAAGUUAGGACAAGCUUAUAGAUUGAACAAUCAGUUUCAAACGGCAAUUAAAUACUAUAAGCGAGCCUUGGAAAUUGCGAAAGGCCGAAAAGAUAUAGAGGCAACGGCAUAUCUUGGGCUGGGAAAAGCUUAUAAAAUGAACAAUCAGAUUCCAACGGCAAUUAAAUACUACGAAAUGGCCUUGAAAACUGCGAAGGAACUAGAAAAUGAACGUAAUGGGAAUAUUGCAAGAAAUGCAAUUGAAGAAUUGUCAAGAAAUGCAGGUAUGUUUACAGUUUAGGCAUUCGAAUGUCCAGCUUAGUAAGCCCAUAUUCCAUCUGGUUAUUUACAAAAAUAAAAUUUCAAUCUUGCAAUUAAUGAUGCAAUUUUCAAACUUUCUGCAAUCAACAAAAAUGUGUUCGGUUCAAGUGAAAACUUGAAAAGUUAACCGACAAGAGAUUAUCUUAAAGUUAGUAUGAAUUAUUUAAGAAGCGCUAUAAGGGGUAACUCAGUAUAUUAUAAUCCCAAAGUUGAGCCCGAGUUCAGCAAACCGUCGAAUGCAGCUGCCCAUGGACAUCUUGAGUAACGUUUUAUAGCUUCGCUAAAUAUAACAAUUUUCAUACACGCAAAUAUAUACAUGCACUAAAUUCAUGCAAUGCAAAGGUCGGGACACAACAACAGCUUAAAUCAAUGCAAUUACUGCGACCCAGUCUGUGGGCCCAUAUGUUGACACAAAGGCGUUUAAAGUGCCUAUAUCACUUGUAGGACCUUUAUGGAUUUGAACAGAGCGUAAAAAGUUAGUUAAUAAGUUCAAAAGAUUUUUUUGAUUUAGUGCAAUAAUUUCGAAGAUACAGGCCUCUAAACUUCCUACAGUUCCCGAGUCCCAGGCUCCUAUGCACAAUGGACCGUUUGGAAAAAGGCCAAAUUCAAUAGCCGUGUUUAGAGGGACUCAAAAACAGUCCGUUGUUUAAAGGCCUGUAUCCUCAAAACUAUUGCAUUAAAUCAAAAAAAUCUUUUCAACUUAUUAACUAACUUUUUACGCUCUUCUCAAAUCCAUAAAGAUCCCACAAGUGAUAUAGGCACUUUAAUAUUUGCCUGGAGUAUUUUUGGCGUUCUUUCUGGCUGCGUUGCUCUCUCUUUUACUUUCAAAUCGCUGGAAUAAUAUUAUGAUGACUGUAAUUUGAUUCCUUAGAUUUAGAUGCAGUCGAUGAUGAUUAUAACACUAAUAGCAUUUAAAACUCUAAUUUAUCAGACGACGCUCAACUUCAUGAUGAAACUGUUGAUAAUGUGGAACAAACAGGCAUCGAAAAUGGAAGUAUCACUGACGAUAGAAUUGCGUCUGCCAAACAAUUAUUAAUCUUGGGACGUUCUUGCCAAACGGAAGGCCGAAGUGAGGAGGCUAUCAAAAGCUACAAACAAGCAAUUCAAAUUGUGGAUGAAGUAGAUCACAAUGACAUCAAAGCAAAAGCUUAUCAAUUGUUGGGAAAUGCAUUUACUGGAACUUCCGAAUAUAUAAAAGCAAUCGAGUAUUAUCAGAAAGCACGUCAACUAUAUCGAGUCCUCGAGGGAGAUGAGUCGGAAGUAACAGCAUAUCAAUGGUUAGGUUACAACCACCUGCAAGCUGGUCAGUAUAAAGAAUCCAUAGCGUAUUACAAAGAAGUGGUACAACUUGCCUCACAGCUUGGAGACAAAAAAGAUCGCUUACAGUUAACGCUUACCUAG
Paramuricea clavata is the source of this 2197-nucleotide messenger RNA. NCBI's taxonomy places the organism in Eukaryota, Metazoa, Cnidaria, Anthozoa, Malacalcyonacea, Plexauridae. The record is from the annotation of a GenBank genome assembly.